UGGAGAGGGCAGGCCUAGGGGAGCCUGCGCCCCGAGGCCGCUAGGCGGCGCUGUGCGCUGUCCGCCCCGCCUGGGUCACCUGGCCGGACCCCUGCACCUCUGUCCCGUGGGCACCGCGGCCACCACGGCCGCCAAUCCCUGUUGCAGCUGCCGAAUGUACCAUGCAGUGCCUGGGCGCCGAGUACCUGGUAUCCGCAGAGAAAACACCAAGGCAGAGAGAGUGGAGACCCCAGAUUUAUAGAAAAUGCACAGAUACGGCGUGGCUAGUCCUGUUCUUUCUCUUUUGGACUGGUUUGGUUUUCAUCAUGGGCUACUCGGCGGUGGCCGGGGCAGCAGGAAGACUCUUGUUCGGCUAUGACAGCUUCGGGAAUGUGUGUGGCAAGAGGAACUCCCCAGUGGAAGGGGCCCCCCUCUCAGGGCAGGACAUGACUCUGAAAAAACAUGUGUUCUUUAUGAAUGCCUGCCAUCUGGAAGUCAAGGAUAGGGGGCUUGGUCCCACCGCCAUCUGUGUAUCCAGCUGUCCCGAGAAGCAGCUGGACACCCUGGAAGAGGUCCAGCUCUUUGCCAACAUCAAUGGGUCUUUCCUGUGUAUCUAUAAUUUGAAUUCCUUCAACUAUACUCAGAGUCCGAAUGCAGAUACAUUGUGUCCCAGGCUCCCGGUUCCUCCAAGCAAGUCCUUUCCCUUAUUUAACCGUUGCAUCCCUCAGACACCUGAGUGCUAUUCCUUAUUUGCAUCAGUCUGGAUAAAUGACGCUGACGCUCUCCACCGGAUCCUAAGCGGAAUAAUGGCGGGAAGAGACACCAUCCUCGGCUUGUGUGUCUUUGCAUUUGCCUUGUCUCUGGCUAUGCUGUUCAUCUUCCGAUUCAUCUCAACGCUUCUGGUCCACAUUAUCGUUUCACUGGUCGUUUUGGGAUUGCUGUUUGUCUGCGGUGUCUUAUGGUGGCUGUAUUAUGACUACACCAACGACCUCAGCACAGAAUUGGACACAGAAAGGGAGAAUAUGAAGUGCAUGCUGGCCUUUGCCAUCGUCACCACAGUCUUGACAGCCGUUCUCCUCAUCUUGAUUUUUACCCUCAGAAAGAGGAUGAAACUGACAGUUGAGCUUCUCCAAGUCACAAAUAAAGCCAUCAGCCGCUGUCCUUUCCUGCUGUUCCAACCACUGUGGACAUUUGUCAUCCUCAUUUUCUUCUGGGUCCUCUGGGUGGCUGUGCUGCUGAGCCUAGGAACUGCCGGCACUGCCCAGGUGACGGAAGGUGGACAAGUGGACUAUCGGCCUCUUUCGGGCAUUCGGUAUAUGUGGUGGUACCAUUUGAUCGGCCUCAUCUGGACCAGCGAAUUCAUCCUGGCGUGCCAGCGGCUGACUGUGGCGGGAGCAAUGGUCACUUGUUAUUUCAACAGGAAUCAAAAUGACCCUCCUGCCCGUCCAAUCCUUUCGUCUCUCUUCAUCCUUUUCUGCUACCAUCAAGGAACUGCGGUGAAAGGGUCAUUUUUAAUCACUGUGACAAGGAUCCCAAGAGUCAUCCUCAUGUACAUUCAUAACAUUCUGAAAGAGCCGCAGCGCAGUUCGUGGUCAAGAGGUGAAUUCAAAUGCAGCUACUGUGGGCUCCAGCGUCUCACCAGAUACCUGUACCAUCUCAAUCAAAAUGCAUACACUGCAGCUGCCAUUAAUGGGACUGAUUUUUGUACAUCAGCAGAAGAUGCACACAAAAUCAUAUCUAAGAAUUCAAGUCAUCUCAUGUCUGUUAACUGCUUUGGAAACUUCAUCAUUUUCCUGGGAAAGGUGCUGGUGGUGUGCUUCACGGUGUUUGGAGGACUGAUGGCGUUUAACUACAGCCGUGCCCUCCAGGUGUGGGCCAUCCCCCUUCUGCUAGUUGCCUUUUUUGCCUACUUAGUGGCUCACAGUUUCCUCUCCGUGUUUGAAACUGUGCUGGACAUUCUUUUCCUGUGCUUCGCUGUGGACCUGGAAACAAACGAUGGAUCGUCAGAGAAGCCGUACUUUAUGGGCCCCGAGUUCUUGAGUUUUGUAAAACGGACCAACAACUUCAACAAUCAAGGACACGAGGACUCAUUACCAAAUGAGGAGGGGACAGAACUCCGGCCCAUCGUGAGAUAGGGACCAAGAGACAUUUGUACCUGAAGAAUCUGACUGUACUGUGACUACACUAUGAUACCGAGACUAUUUCCACAUGAACUAGAGCAAAAAAACUGUUAAAACUAACUUUAUAUACAUCAGUUUAAAAGACACGGUAUGACUGGGCACAAGGACACACAUCUAGAAUCCUAACAAUUAGAAGGCUGAAGCAAAGACCACCAGCAUAAGGCCAGCCUGAGCUACACAGGAGUUAAAGGCCAGCCUGAACGCUAGAGACCUUAUCUCAAAAUAAAUAAAUAAAUAAAAGUUAAAAAAAAAAAAAAA
This is a messenger RNA of Psammomys obesus (fat sand rat), 2417 nucleotides long. RefSeq names its product solute carrier family 44 member 3 (gene Slc44a3). Gene Ontology annotation, cellular component: membrane. Gene Ontology annotation, molecular function: transmembrane transporter activity. Bases 162 to 2114 code for a protein of 650 amino acids. The record is from RefSeq and is a predicted model, not a curated record. Gene Ontology annotation, biological process: transmembrane transport. Lineage: Eukaryota; Metazoa; Chordata; Mammalia; Rodentia; Muridae. The transcript is spliced from 15 exons.